GCGGCGUAGCGUGAACGAGGCAAAAGAUUUGAUCGAAUGCGGCGGUUUAGGAGACGACAAAAAACGUGAACGGUUCGAUCGAGCCGAAAAAAACGAAGCGCCAGUUUGAAGAUCGUGGCGUCGCAACGAUCGACUUCCCGAAUAAAACUGACGAGAAGGUUAUUCAGGUAUCGGCCCUCGAAGUUUGUCAUUUGUGCCAACGAAAGUAUCAACAGCCGGAGCUCUUCGAGGCGACCGCGAUCAUAACAAAGUAAGCCUUGGAACAACUUUUUUUUUAUCGUAUAAUAUGAGACGACAAACGAAUGGAAGGUCGCGAUCUGGCGAUUGACGCAGGUCGGAAUUGGACGCAUUGAAGGAAGACAUGCGGAGGCUGCGGGGAGCCGUGGCCAGCCGCGAAAUGGAUCUGGAGCGAGCGAUCGAUAGAGAAAAUAGCUAUCGUGUGCAAUUGAAACGUUUAGCGGCUGAGGCCAUUAACGCGCGUCAACUUUCCGAUUCCCGUCACGCUGAACUCGAGAGACUCGCCCAGUCACUCACGGACUCGGAGAAGGAGCUGAAACUGGCACAAAAGGAGAUAUCGACUCUGAAGAAAAAUGCGAGACAAGACAAGAGACAAAGAGAGCUCGCGAACGGAAAGCUGGCGAAUGACGGAGCCGGACAGUGCACGAGAGAAAUGGGAAUGAUUGAUGACGAAUCAAGAGGAAUCGACGAUACCGAGACACAAUUAACGAGCCGAAAGAACAUUAGGCAGAGAUCGAUGAAGCCUCGCUCAACCGAGAGAACGAUGCUCAGUUCCGGGAUUACUUCCAGCAGCGAUCGGACCAUCGACGAACCGCUCACGGUAACAGAAAUCUUGGCGAAACUGUAAAACAUCGAACGGCAGACUCGCUGCGCCGCGGGCAAGCUCCGAACAUUUACGUUUCCUGAAUAAACGAAGAAUCUACGACUCUCUCGUCCGUCGGAGAAGUAAAAAACUGUCGUCCUUUCCUUCAAAAAUGGAUACGCGAAAGCUCCGGCUUUGGGAAACCGGACGUCGCCUCAUUAAAUUUUGUACGAGAUCGUAUCAUGUUCGACAAGAAAUAAAAUAAAGCUCGAGCUUUGAAGGAUACGAAAAGUCGUUUAGACUUCGAGAAACCGGACAUGUCUUUGCGUCAUUAUUUUUCAGCGGUAUCGUUUGAUAUAUUUAACGAGAAUAUACGAAAUCGGAAGAUUCAAUUUCAAUACCUUCGCCCGUCAGAAUGCUCCGUUACUAACAUAUUCCCGGCCGAAAUUUCCUUGAAGAAUUGCCGAGCCAGGAAUGCGAGACGGAAAAAAGCUCCCACUUUUUUUACGUUCAAUAUAAUGACCCUAGCUAAUAUUAAAGAUUUUUCGGCAGUUUAAUAUGCUGAUAAAUGAAGAGAAACGAGGAGGCGAAGAUGAGCGUUAAUUGACGAGAGCAUAAAAAUCCUUUUUUCUUUUUGUCCUUCCCGUAUCGUGGCGGAUUAAACCGAACGAUGACGAAAUUUUAAUUUCACGAUCGCCUCCGUCUCUCCCGUUGUACGGGUUCGUGAAUGCAUCCAUUGAUAAAAUAGAACAAUGCUGGACAAGGUAUGAAUUCUUCCUCAUUUAUCUCUUCGUACUCAUAUAAAAAAAUUUUUCCACACUGUUCUC
Molecule: messenger RNA, 1647 nt
Organism: Venturia canescens
Lineage: Eukaryota; Metazoa; Arthropoda; Insecta; Hymenoptera; Ichneumonidae
Exons: 3
Coding region: 362-865 (167 amino acids)
Source: RefSeq, a predicted model, not a curated record